This is a messenger RNA of Lodderomyces parapsilosis, 1191 nucleotides long. It is a transcript of the gene SGT1, whose product is annotated as co-chaperone. The transcript has a single exon. Gene Ontology annotation, biological process: protein stabilization. The record is from RefSeq and is a predicted model, not a curated record. The coding region runs from base 1 to 1191 and encodes 396 amino acids. Gene Ontology annotation, molecular function: protein-folding chaperone binding. Lineage: Eukaryota; Fungi; Ascomycota; Pichiomycetes; Serinales; Debaryomycetaceae.
AUGGCUAUUGAAAAACUAAUUAAGCAAGGUGAUGAAGCAAUCAAGUCAAAGGAUUUCCUAGGGGCAAUCCAAUUAUUUUCACAGGCCAUUAAGGAAAACCCACAAGCUUUUCAAGCUUUCUUGAAGCGUGCAGUAUCAUAUCAAAAAUUGAAAAACUUGGAUCAAGCUAAAAGAGAUAUUUCAACUGCGUUUACGAUUGCAAAUGAUAGAGGAAGGAGGUCUGACAUUGGGUUAUGCUAUUUCAAGUUGGCGUUGAUCUAUUACCAGGAAAAGAAGUUGAAGAUGGCAUUGUCACAAUUCAAAAAGGCUGAGGAAUAUGAUUGUAAGGAAUCAACAAUUGAGUUUUGGAAGAAUAAAUGUGAGUUUGAUUUAAAGAAUCACCCGGAGUGGGAUGUGGAGGAAAGUGAUGAUGAUAUAUUUGAUACUGAAGAUCAAGACAUCGUUGAAGAGGAUAAGAAGGAUGUACCAAAGAUAGAGGAGUUGGAAGAGAAUGAUAAAAAAGGAAAGGACAGCGCAAAGAGCGAUGCAAAGGGUGAUACAAUGAGUGAUGUAAAAAGUGAUUCAAUGAGUGAUGCAAGGAGCUCAGCCAACGUAGAUAUUAUCAACAAAAUUUCACCAUUAAGUGUUAAAAUCAGAGAUGACUGGUAUCAAAGCAAUGAGGAAGUCAUCAUCACAAUCUAUGCCAAGAACGUAAAAGAAGACAAGUUGGAUAUCCAGUUUGAGGAAAAUUCCGUAUCAAUUUCAUUCCCCGGUGUGAAUGGAUCCGAAUACAAUUACAAUCUAGAGCCUUUGUAUGCCGAAAUUGACGUUGCGGAAUCUAGAUACAAACUCUACUCAACCAAAUUGGAAAUUACAUUGAAAAAGAAGACUCCAAGUAAGUGGCCAUCAUUGGAAAAGGAACAAGGCACCUCUACCCAAGAGGAUAAAACUGACGCAGCUGCAUACCCCACUAGUUCGAAAAAGAAGAUCAAUUGGAAUAGCUUUAAAGUUGAUGAUGAUAAAGAUGGGGAGCAAAAAGAUUUCUUUCAAACAUUGUUUAAAGAUAUGGAUGAAGAUUCUAGACGUGCAAUGAUGAAAUCGUACGUGCAAAGUAAUGGUACCGUGUUGACUACUAAUUGGGAAGAAGCAAAAAAUAAAGAGUUUGAAACAUCACCACCAGACGGGAUGGAGGCUAAAAAAUGGGGUGUAUAG